This is a messenger RNA of Didymodactylos carnosus, 599 nucleotides long. NCBI's taxonomy places the organism in Eukaryota, Metazoa, Rotifera, Eurotatoria, Philodinida, Philodinidae. The record is from the annotation of a GenBank genome assembly.
ACGACGUUAUUAUUAGACCACGGCAUAAACAAAUACAUGUUCAUUCGCGCCGUCAACAAACUGUGAUUCCAUUUGAUGACGACUUACCUAUUGAUGGUAAAUUAGUUCAGCAAUAUACAAUUUUACCUCGUGAAAAGGCCAUAGUUGAAAUCAAAAUACCCAUCAUAGCAGCCAAACAUUUGUAUUUUGAGGCAAUAAACAUUAUCGGUUAUAAUCGUUGGGAUUAUGUGCUUAUUUAUUUAGAUGAUAUUAUUAUAUUUUCCGACACCUUUGAACAACACCUACAACAUUUGAAUCAAAUAUUAUCUAUUUUAAAUCAACAUCAAUUUCAACUGAAUUAUAAAAAAUGUUUAAUUGCUGUUCAACAGCUAGAAUUUCUUAGUCAUGUCAUUACAUCCGACACAAUUGAACCAUCUAAGGAACGAAUCCAAGCAAUUUUGGACAUGCCCGAACCCAAAACCUUAGCACAAGCAAACCGAUUUAUUGGUAAAAUUGGAUGGUAUAGAAAAUUUAUCAAAAAAAUUUGCACAAAUUGCGGCGCCAAUCCACAAAGUUACCAACAAAAUCAGGGACAAAAAGAAAAUGUUUUAUUGGCAUGA